AAUGAAGAGUCCAGCUACUCUUCGUUGCAUAAUCAAUCCGUUGGAGGCCUCCAAGAGAUAAUACCGAUGACGAUCAGGCUAGUUCUUCUUAACGACAUCUCAGUAACACUUAAUAAUUGACAGUUAUGUCCGAUUACAUGAAUCUUCGCCAGUAUGCACCUGUUAAACAAUCAAAUGCAGCACAAGACAGCACGUAUUGUACUAUUUCAACUCCGCGGAAUGAAGAGUCCAGCUACUCUCCGUUGCAUAAUCAAUCCGUUGGAGGCCUCCAAGAGAUAAUACCGAUGACGAUCAGCGAAAAUCAGGAUGUCGGUUGGUAUGAGACGUUGAACUCGGAAACAAGAGUGGUUGAGUCAUACACAACUCUUCAUUCUGCCGGGGGAAGAGAAUUCGUCGUUGAUCGUUUCAAAAGAAAACAAUCAACUAAAUUGAAAUACUAAACGCUUUCAGAUGACAAAACACAUAACGGCGUAACGUAAAUGAAUGUGAUAAAUUAACAACGUGCUUUUGUUUAUUGAUUAGCAUAUAUAACAAAAACACAGAAAAAGUAACUAUUCACGUUUUAAUUGACAGAUUUAUCAUGCAUGUGUUUGGAGAGCAGAACUUUAAUGUCGUCUAGUCAGUUGAUAGCAGCAUAGUUACCGAAGAAUUUAGAACUGUAGGCCAAUGUUGAUAAUCAUAUUAGAAUGCUUCCCAAAGAAGACAUUUAAUUUAAACUUUCCUUGGCGCACGAUCAAGUGAAAUAGUGAAUACUUCAAUUUAUCUACUAUGGCAAAACUAUGAUAAUAUGUUGACAUCGUUUAUGGCAGUAAACAAAAAAUACCAUUU
Dreissena polymorpha is the source of this 828-nucleotide messenger RNA. RefSeq lists its product as uncharacterized. The record is from RefSeq and is a predicted model, not a curated record. The transcript has 3 exons. Lineage: Eukaryota; Metazoa; Mollusca; Bivalvia; Myida; Dreissenidae. Bases 126 to 440 code for a protein of 104 amino acids.